AUGUCUUUCCAGAACUACGAAUACCAAAACCAGCAAGACGGCGCUGCAUCUGCCGGUGCUCCUACCCCUGCUGACACCAACAUGACCGGUCAAGCUGAUCCUUCCCCCGCUCCUUUCGCUGGCACCCCUGGUGAGCCCUCUGCUGCUGCACCUCAGCAGGGCGGUGAUGGCAAGACCACUCUCUGGAUGGGUGAGCUCGAGCCAUGGAUCGAUGAAAACUUCAUUCGCAACCUUUGGUUCCAGAUGGGCGAACAGGUUAAUGUCAAGAUGAUUCGCGAUAAGUUCUCUGGAAGCAACGCCGGUUACUGUUUUGUCGAUUUCUCUUCAGCCGCUGCUGCUGGCAAAGCUCUCAGCCUUAACGGCACUCCCAUGCCCAACACGACUCGCGCUUUCAAGCUCAACUGGGCUACCGGUGGUGGACUCGCCGACCGAGGCCGUGACGAGCGCGGACCUGAAUACUCGAUCUUCGUUGGUGAUCUCGGCCCUGAAGUCAACGAAUACGUCCUCGUGUCUCUCUUCCAGAGCCGUUUCCCAUCCUGCAAGUCCGCCAAGAUCAUGACUGACCCCAUCAGCGGCAUGUCUCGUGGAUACGGUUUCGUUCGUUUCUCCGACGAGAACGACCAGCAGCGCGCUUUGAGUGAGAUGCAGGGUGUCUACUGUGGUAACCGUCCAAUGCGCAUCUCUACUGCCACCCCCAAGAACAAGGGUCCUGGAGUUGGUCCUGGUGGUAUGGGCAUGCCUGGCCCCGCUGGCAUCUACCCUCCUGCUGCCAUGGGUGGUCCUCCCAUGGGUUUCUACGGUGCUCCUCAGCCCAUGAACCAGUUCACUGACCCCAACAACACUACCGUCUUCGUUGGAGGUCUGUCUGGCUACGUUACCGAGGACGAGCUUCGUUCAUUCUUCCAGGGAUUCGGCGAAAUCACCUACGUCAAGAUCCCCCCUGGAAAGGGCUGCGGUUUCGUCCAGUUUGUCCAGCGUCACGCUGCUGAGAUGGCCAUCAACCAAAUGCAGGGCUACCCUAUCGGCAACUCUCGUGUCCGUCUUAGCUGGGGCCGCUCUCAGAACAACUCCGGCCCCGCUGGAACACCCUACCGCCCAGCUCCUCCCCCUCCUAUCUACCCUAACAUGGGAAUGCCCCCGGCUCACCAAUACGGCGGUGGCUUCGCUCCCAUGAAGUAA
Talaromyces marneffei is the source of this 1179-nucleotide messenger RNA. RefSeq lists its product as uncharacterized. Gene Ontology annotation, molecular function: mRNA binding. Lineage: Eukaryota; Fungi; Ascomycota; Eurotiomycetes; Eurotiales; Trichocomaceae. The transcript is spliced from 4 exons. Gene Ontology annotation, biological process: mRNA splice site recognition. Gene Ontology annotation, cellular component: cytosol. The record is from RefSeq and is a predicted model, not a curated record. The coding region runs from base 1 to 1179 and encodes 392 amino acids.